Schistosoma rodhaini is the source of this 3408-nucleotide messenger RNA. Lineage: Eukaryota; Metazoa; Platyhelminthes; Trematoda; Strigeidida; Schistosomatidae. The record is from the annotation of a GenBank genome assembly.
AUGAAAUCCAGCUUAGUCGUCAUAUUUGCUACGUUUUAUAUGUCUGGAAAGAUCAUUUGCAAUGGGUUCAAAUUUAUAGGUUCACGCGGUCUCUAUUAUCUUAUAUGGUUCUUGAGAUCCUUUUCAGAAGCACCCAGUAUUCCAUUGCAUAGACCGCUUUUCACGACGUCUGAUAACUCCCCAACAUGCAAAGAUGAUAAUUCAACAAAAGUCUCAGCUAAGUUUCUCCCCACAGCUACAGUGACUCCAAUCAGGAACAACAAUGAUGUAGUUAGGUCCCCAUCUCCUGACCUCGACAUUUCAAUUCACGAAGAGUCACUAGAAGUUCCUUCACCCUCCUGGUUUGACGAGUCUGAACCAGUGGAAAAUCCCAGUCCUCUACCCACCCAAAACCUAACACUCAAUAGACCAACUGAUAAAACAUCACCGGUCUCUUCUAUCCCUCAAACUCCUAGCUUGGUGUCCUUUACUUCUGUAACAAGUGUAUCUAAACCAUGUCUGCAAAAUGAGUCUCGAAAUGUUCAAGCAUUUAGCACAGAAAACUCAAAUUUAGGAUCUCAUGAUGACUCUGUUUCAAUACCUCAGUCAUUUUACAGUUCAAUCUGUAAAGCAUGUGACUUAUUGGAGAACUUGCCGAUGAACAAAUUAAUGUAUUGUUUUGGGGAUGAAUUACCUGUAAUAACAAAAUUACUUCAUGAGAGAAGCUCAAACCCAAUUAUUAUAAGCGGUCGCCCUCCCUCAGGAACGUUGAAGAAAUUAACGAAUCCUAUUUCUCUUACAUCCACAUCUGAUCAACACAUUCGCAACUCAAAUACCUCCAAAAGGACGUUGAUGGGCGUCACUUCUCAUGCACCUGAGAAUAUCUUGUCCGAUGAUGACAGUUGGGCUAACAUUAGCACUAACCCAUCGAAAACCCGAGCCUCGUCGGAUGUUCCUAUAAAAUGUUCAACUGUUAGAAAGUCAGUUACACAAAAGACGGAUAAUAAUUGCACCAUACGACAUCCGACUAUGACUUUUGACUCUGGCGAAGGAAGUGCUUUCCUUCCACUUCAAGCUCAAUCUAAAUGGGAUGUCCAGACCCACUGUGACGAUCAAUAUAAUCAACCAGAUGAUGGGUCCACAGGCGAAUUUGAUGGAGAUGAUCGCUUUCCUCAUUCUAAACGCAUGAUGGAAGCAUUCUCAAAAAUGUUUGGUCUACGAUCCUUCAGACGGAAUCAACUUCAAGCAAUCAAUGCAGCUCUUCUUGACCGUGAUUGCUUUGUAAUCAUGCCCACCGGUGGUGGAAAGAGCCUGUGUUAUCAGCUUCCAGCUGUUGUUCAGUCUGGUUUAACGGUUGUAAUUUCCCCCUUAAAAGCACUAGUGUUGGAUCAAGUUACAAAACUUCAGUCACUUGGGGUUCCAGCUGCUCAUCUAACAGGUGAGGCCAGUCUCUCCGAAACUGAUCAAGUAUACACUGCUUUACAUAUGGCCAAUCUGCGCCUAAAACUUUUGUAUGUAACACCAGAGAAAAUCGCUGCUUCCGAUAAGCUGAAAGGAUGCCUGGAACAACUGUACAAACGUAAACGUUUAGAUCGUUUUGUGAUCGAUGAGGCACACUGUGUCAGUCAGUGGGGCCAUGAUUUUAGACCGGAUUAUAGAAAUCUAAAUAUUCUACGAAUCAACUUCCCAGACGUACCAAUGAUGGCCAUGACUGCUACAGCUACACCAAAAGUUCGUAGAGAUAUUCUACUUCAGCUGAAAAUGACAAAUACUAAGUGGUUUAUUCAAAGUUUCAACCGUGCAAACUUGAGAUUUGAGGUUCGGCCAAAAAAGCUUAAAAAUUGUACAAAAGAGAUUAUUGAUGUUAUACGUAACGAGUUUCCUAAACGAUCAGGAAUCGUUUAUUGUCUAUCACGUCGAGAAUGUGAUGUCGUAGCUGAAGAGCUGAAGGCUGCUGGUCUUCAAGCGUCCGCCUAUCAUGCUGGAAUGACAGAUGCUCAGAGGCGAAAUGUUCAACAGGCAUGGAUACAAGAAGAUAAAUGUAAGAUUGUAUGCGCAACUAUUGCUUUUGGUAUGGGGAUAGAUAAACCAGAUGUUAGAUUUGUUAUUCACCAUUCUUUACCAAAAUCAAUUGAAGGUUAUUAUCAAGAAGCUGGACGCUCAGGAAGAGAUGGAUUACCCUCGACAUGCAUUCUUUAUUAUCAUUGGCAUGAUGUUGUCAGAUUACGGAAGUUAAUACAAGGCGAUGGAUCUUCUGCAGUAGCUAGAGGAACUCAUCAGUUUCACGAAGAUGCACUUUACCGUAUGGUUUCUUAUUGUGAAAAUCAAAUUGACUGUCGUCGUAAACAAAUACUAUCACAUUUUGGUGAAGCAUUCGAUUCAGCUACUUGUGGAACUAUAGUCGGUUGUUUAUGUGAUAAUUGUCAGUUGUCUGAUCGAAGACGUUUAGAACACAGAGAUGUAACAGAAGAUGCUAUCAAAAUAGUUCGUACAGUUGAAUUGUUUGUGCGAUCACGACGCAAUGUAACAGUGAAUUAUCUUGUGGAUAUUUUUCGAGGAGCAAAAACUAGUCAAAUUCAAAAAAGUGGUGAUGAAUCAAAUCAAAUCUAUGGACAAGGUUCUGCUUAUUCAAAAACAGAUGCUGAGAGACUACUCCAUCGCCUUGUUUCCGAACGUAUUUUGUAUGAAGAGUUAGCAGUUACACAACUAGAUCAUGUUGUUGCCUAUGUUCGUCUUGGAUCAAAAUCAACAGGAUUACUAAAUGGUUCCAUUAAAAUUACUUUACCCGUUUCUAUACCGAAUCGAUCAGGACAAAGUGAAACUAAUGUUGUUGGUCGCCCACCAGAAGAUCGUUAUGCCAGUGUUCGUAAUCAAUGUUAUGAGGAAUUAGUUCAAGCAGCAAAACAACUUACGUCAGCUCAAGGGAUUUCAAAUUAUGCUACUGUAUUUCCAAAUGAAAUGCUAUUAGAAAUGGCUUCAAGUUUGCCAUCUACUCGUGAAGAAUUACUUCAAAUACCCCAGUGUACGGAUUACAAAUUGAAUUGUUUCAAUGCAGAAUCAUCAUUUUUAGAAAUCACCUUAAAUUAUCUUUCAAUUCUUGGUGCCUUAAAAGCUGAAGAAAAAGAACAUGAGGAAAUGAACACUCCACAACAAUCUUUACCAUUAAUCAGUUCCAGUCGGGGUCGAGGACGUAGUAAUUUCUCUAAACGUGGUCGUACAAAGGCUUACAGUACGAAAAAGAUAACGUCAAGUGGCGGAGUCGAACGUAAACGAAAUUAUCUGUUUGGUAAAUAUCAAUUCAAAUCCAAUCCCAGUUCGUCAGCGUCAUCCAGUAGCUCAGCAGGCUGGAAACGAAAAGCUCCAACAAGUACGUUCAACACAAACACAUUUCAACCCAAACUCAUGAAACUUUCUGUAAAGCGAGAUUAA